Messenger RNA from Dermacentor andersoni, 1452 nucleotides. The record is from RefSeq and is a predicted model, not a curated record. NCBI's taxonomy places the organism in Eukaryota, Metazoa, Arthropoda, Arachnida, Ixodida, Ixodidae.
UUUUUCGUUUCGUCGUUGGCAGGCCUGAAAGAAGCUCAAUCGCCGCUAACAUCACGUUCAUUUGUCGUCUGCCCGAAUGUUCCGUUAGUUCCGUGUAGUUUCGUGAGAGAAAACCGCUGUGUACCUGUAUUGACGUCCCUGCGUUGCCACCAACCACUGAGCGCAUGUGUGCCAGGUGUGUACCGUGCAUGCACUCAGUCAACGCAUGCUAAUGCACUCAUACAAACGGCGACGACCAGUGACGGUGAGCACCUACGAACGAGUGCUUUGUGGACGCUGGCCGAAUACAGUGUGUCGCACAGCUUCGAAACUUACUGUGAAGUUGCUGACAGAGGCAAUUGGGUAUCUGGCAUGGUAUGCCCUCACAUACGAGGGGUUCGUCUUUUUAAUAGGCUGGAUUGAAUCGGCUACAUUGGGCCCCAUCGUUGCCGCCAGUGUACUAUACUUCUGAGUACAGCGCCGUACAUAGCGAUGAAUCUGCAGCCUGAUUUCCAUACCAUGUUUGACCGAUGCAAAUGGUGUCAGCUGUCUCUGAAUGACUGUUGAUCAUCAAUGAACUUCGUGUACCGCUUCGCUGGAACUCACAAACAGGGUGUCGAAGAGCAAGGAUUGCAUCGUGUGAAACCGGAAGGGGAACAACAACGGCGCAGUGUUUAGCGUCCUUUAAUAAUGGACGCAGUGGCCGCGAUGGGAAGUGUGAAUUUGCGCUAGUACUAAGCGUAGAUAACGUGUCAUUAUUUUGAAUACGGAAGGAAUUUACGUUUACUGUGUGAUUUAUCCCUUCUACAGUGGCACCUAGCUGGCGUGGUUCUGGUGGGUCUCAUCUGAACAACUGCUCGACAUGUAGGAAGUGGUUCCCGAGACUGCUAGGAAAAGGCUGCAUUCUGCACCGAACACAAAUAGGCAUCAAGGCAGAUGCACUACCCAAGGAAAACGAGAUGGUAGAAGAUUAUGUCAGAGGAACUGAUGACAACCUUUUAUCUGCAAAUGUCUGCAAACAAGCAUGAACACCAAGUUCACUUGCAGCAUCACCAGCAGAUGCAUAGUGUCCACUACAACAGAUGUUCUGCUAGACUGCUACAGCACAAUGCUUAUCAGCUCAGUGAUGGCGCAUCUACCAGACAAGUAGGGCUGCAUUGCUCCCUCUUUCCACCUGGUGGGAGUGACCUGAGCUACCAUGAGGGUGUGCAUGGUAAUGAACGGUUCACAUGUGGUUACUGCAAAAAGGUCUUCAAGAAGAGGGGAACCCUGACCGUUCACCUCCGCGUCCACACCGACACCGUCGUCAUGAUUUGCUACCCGGAAGUGUCCCCUCAACUAUGCUCAUACAUGGGAAGGCAUCUGCUGUAGCAUCCUGUGUGCGGCUACGCCACAGCAUCCCGCAACACAUUGGAUAUUCACCAAAGAGAACAUAAUGAGAAUUUCUUGAACAAGUGUGGCUACUGCGGCAAG